Messenger RNA from Dovyalis caffra, 516 nucleotides. The record is from the annotation of a GenBank genome assembly. NCBI's taxonomy places the organism in Eukaryota, Viridiplantae, Streptophyta, Magnoliopsida, Malpighiales, Salicaceae.
AUGGCGUUGGUUCCUGCGGUCUUCGUGCGUUCUAUGGAACAAUUGAUUGAAGGAGAAUAUCGCUUCCAUGUUUUGUUGAAUGAAAACAACUUAUUUGGCAUGCUUGGCAAGUCCGGACGAGGUCUCACUGAAUACCAUGCGGUUCCGAUUGAGAAGAUAGAUAUUGUUACUGCAGAUAUGGGCCAUGUAUUAGCCACUGAAGGAGGAUUCUGCACAGGAAGUGCUAGAGUCGUUGAUCAUCAAGAAGCAUAUGCUCCAUUUCCUGGAGAAGCCAUUAAGUUUCGUCGGAAGAAAUAUCUAAUCUUAGGAUUGUCCAACAUACAAGGUCUCUCUACUGCAAGUGAUCCUGAAUCACCUAUUAAGGGGAAGGACAGUCAGACAGAACUCGACUUGUUCAGUCCAGCGGAUAGAGAAAAGGCUAUCCUCGAUUCUUUCUCCAAGUCUGAACCAGAAUUAGUUUGCUUUCAUUAUAACCACACACUGCUUGUUCGGUCUUGGACUUAUUCUGGUCCUUAA